Messenger RNA from Gossypium raimondii (Peruvian cotton), 1349 nucleotides. RefSeq names its product pantoate--beta-alanine ligase. Lineage: Eukaryota; Viridiplantae; Streptophyta; Magnoliopsida; Malvales; Malvaceae. The record is from RefSeq and is a predicted model, not a curated record. Gene Ontology annotation, molecular function: pantoate-beta-alanine ligase activity. The transcript has 4 exons. The coding region runs from base 163 to 1128 and encodes 321 amino acids. Gene Ontology annotation, biological process: pantothenate biosynthetic process.
UUUACUCUCACUUUCCAAUUUCCAAACUAGCCGCUCUAAAGAAACCAAAGGCGGUAGCCAGCCCGAAAAUUUCCCUCAGGCCUUCCACCCUCAAAAGUUGAUAUUUUUGAGCGACAAAUUCCUGAGGGACAAAACUUUGUAACUUUUGAUAGCUCCAAUCUAAUGGCAGCUAAAGAGCCAUUGGUAAUAACAGCCAAAGAUGAGAUGAGAAAGUGGUCGAGAAAGAUGAGAUCCCAAGGCAAAUCAAUUGGGUUAGUUCCUACCAUGGGUUACCUUCACCAGGGCCACCUGUCUCUCAUCCAAGAAGCACACAAGCACAGCCACCUCAUAGUUGUCUCUAUCUAUGUAAACCCAGGUCAGUUUUCUCCUUCCGAGGACCUUUCAACAUACCCAUCUGAUUUACAUGGUGAUAUGCUUAAGCUUAAGUCUGUUCCUGGUGGAGUUGAUGUUGUUUUUUGCCCUAAGAAUCUGUAUGACUAUAACAAUGAUAGUGAUGAGAAGCAAAAGAAUAAGAAUGGAAAUGAGAAUUUGGGUGCUGGUGGUGGGGAUGGGAAUGGGGUGGUUUCAUGUGUGGAGGAGAAGGGGAGUGGGCAUGAAACAUGGGUGAGAGUUGAAAGAUUGGAGAAAGGAUUGUGUGGGAAAAGUAGGCCCGUGUUCUUCAGAGGGGUUGCCACCAUUGUGACCAAGUUGUUUCACAUUGUGGAACCUGAUGUUGCUGUCUUUGGUAAAAAGGAUUAUCAGCAGUGGAGGAUAAUACAACGGAUGGUUCGAGAUCUUGAUUUCGCCAUUGAAAUUGUGGGGUCUGAGAUAACCCGUGAUAGCGAUGGCCUUGCGCUGAGUUCACGAAAUGUGCAUCUCUCCCCUGAAGAAAGGCAAAAGGCAUUGUCUAUUAGCAGGUCAUUGUCAAAGGCUAAAGCUGCUGCUAAAGAAGGGCAAGUUAAAUGUAGAGAACUAAAGGAUUCAGCUAUCCUAACAAUAACUCAAGCUGGGGGAAGAAUUGAUUAUGCUGAGAUAGUUGAUCAGGAGAAUUUGAAGUCAGUGGAAGAGAUUAAGGGUCCUGUUGUUUUUUGCAUUGCUGCUUGGUUUGGCAAGGUUAGGCUGAUAGAUAACAUGGAAAUCGACAUAUGAAACUCUCCGUCUUCAGACUAAUGCACUUACUUAUUUUUUUGGGAGGGGCAAUAAGUUAGGGUGGUAAUGGUUUAAUUUUGUUCUUUUUCUAUGGUUAAUGUGUAACAUUUUGGUUUUUUUUAUUUUUAUAAACCGAGCCGAACAGCAUCCAUAAUCAAAUCAGUCCACACUGUAUAACUUGGCUUAAAUUCAUAAUAAUAAUAUUCUGUGUUCUGUUCCAA